Hyaena hyaena (striped hyena) is the source of this 1076-nucleotide messenger RNA. RefSeq names its product forkhead box R1 (gene FOXR1). Lineage: Eukaryota; Metazoa; Chordata; Mammalia; Carnivora; Hyaenidae. Bases 168 to 1055 code for a protein of 295 amino acids. The transcript is spliced from 6 exons. Gene Ontology annotation, biological process: regulation of DNA-templated transcription. Gene Ontology annotation, cellular component: nucleus. Gene Ontology annotation, molecular function: DNA-binding transcription factor activity; sequence-specific double-stranded DNA binding. The record is from RefSeq and is a predicted model, not a curated record.
CCCGUGGGAAUUAAGGAAGCGGUGCGAGGCCCUCAGCCUCAGUGUCUCAGACUCUCCCACCCGCUGCCGGGCGACCUCUCCUCUCCCUGAAGGUGGACCUGAAACUCCAGCACCUCGACCUCUGGGCCAGCCUCCAUGGCCGGGUCCCGGGCUUGCUGGACUGGGACAUGGGCAACGAGUCCUUCCUGGCCUUCACCUCGGCGCACCUGCCCCUGGCUGAGCAGAACCUUGCCAGAUACAGACUUCGAAUAGUUGAGCCACCAAAAGUACCUGUGGGAAAAACACCCAGCUCUUAUAAGGAUGGCCCAGCUGUUGAGCCCAACCUGUGGAUGUGGGUGAACCCCAACAUUGUGUAUCCUCCCGGAAAGCUGGGGGUCCCAGAACCUCAUAAGGGGGAGGAUCUCCCAGGCACACCCCCCUCCCCUGAGCCAGCGCCAAAAGAGGAAGACUCUGCCAGCUGCUCCGAGUCCACAGCAGUGGAGUCACUGCCACCGUCCUCGCCCUCCAGCGAGCAGUCGCCCCCUCAGAAGUGGUUUGCCUCUCCCCCGGGCAGCUGGGAGCUCACAGAAGAGGAGGAGGCCGAGGACCAGGAUGACAGCACCUCUAUGGCUCUCCCGUCCCCUCACAAAAGGGCCCCCCUCCAAAGUCGGAGGCUUCGGCAAGCCAGCAGCCAGGAGAGGAGGCUCUGGUCCCGGCCCCCUCUCAAUUACUUCCACCUAAUUGCCCUGGCAUUAAGAAACAGUGCCCCGUGUGGCCUCAACGUGCAGCAGAUCUACAGUUUCACUCGACAGCAUUUCCCCUUUUUCCGGACGGCCCCUGAAGGCUGGAAGAACACCGUCCGUCACAACCUCUGUUUCCGAGACAGCUUUGAGAAAGUGCCGGUCAGCAUGCAGGUUGGGGCGGGCUCACGGCCCCGCUCCUGCCUCUGGAAGCUGACGGAGGAGGGACACCGCCGCUUCACAGAGGAGGCCCGCGCCCUGGCCUCUAGCCGGCUGGAGAGCAUCAGGCGGUCCAUGAGUCAGCCAGAUGUGAUGCCCUUCCUCUUUGACCUUUAAAUCUGAGAAGCAGGAGUCAGC